Thamnophis sirtalis is the source of this 2356-nucleotide messenger RNA. The record is from RefSeq and is a predicted model, not a curated record. NCBI's taxonomy places the organism in Eukaryota, Metazoa, Chordata, Lepidosauria, Squamata, Natricidae.
AUGAGGGAGCUUUUUGCCCAGGCUCCGAUCGAUCAGUUCCCCGGCAUCGCAAUAGAGACAGUCAAUGACUCCAGCCGGUAUUUCGUCAUCCGGAUUCAGGAUGGAAACGGGCGCAGCGCCUUCAUUGGCAUCGGCUUCGGCGACAGAGGAGACGCCUUCGACUUCAACGUGGCCCUGCAGGACCAUUUCAAGUGGGUGAAGCAGGAGACGGAGAUCUCCCGGGAGUCCCAGGAGCUGGACAGCCGGCCCAAGCUUGACCUGGGCUUCAAGGAAGGGCAGACCAUCAAGCUCAACAUUGGGAAUAUGCCCACCAAGAAAGGGGGGUCGGCAAAGCCCCGCCCCCCCGGCGCAGGUGGGCUCAGCCUCCUCCCCCCACCCCCGGGGGGCAAGAUGGCCCCUCCCCCUCCGGUCCCCCCCCUCUCUUCAACAGCCAUUUCCAACCACGUGACUCCUCCCCCCGUGCCGAACUCCAGCAGUGCUGGCAUUGCAGAUACCCUCCUAGACCUUGAUUUGCCCCCCGCCGCCUCCAAGGGCCCCCCGCCUGCCCCCGUCCCAGGCAGCGCAGAUCUCUGGGGAGACUUCAACACGGCACCCAGCACAGUUCCCAGCCAGACUGCUCAGCCGCCCAGCUGGGUUCAGUUCUGAAGAAGCGGAGCGGAGCGGGCGGAAAGGGACCAGCGGCCGAGGUAGAUGGACCGACUGUGGAGGGAGCUUCCCGACGUCCUUCGGGCUCUUCAGCCGGAUCCGGAUUUCCAGACAAUCCUCCUCCUGUUCUUGUUGGUGUUCCCGUCCCAUUGACGCCCGUUGCAUUUGAUCCCUGGCAGCAGAAUUCACCCCUCCGGGAGCCGUGGCAGGGCGAGGAAAGGGGGGCUGGGACCCGGUCCCUGCUUCUGGUCAGCCCCCGAGGUCUGGGAGGCUAAGCAGGUGCUGCUUUUCCUUCGCCAGUUCCAGCCGGGCCUCCGUGUCCUCCUUUCUGAGCCUCGGUGCGCCUGGGGCGGGCGGAGGGCCAGAGCUGCCCCUCUUGACCUCUGCUCCCUGUGGCCGUCCUCACCCGUCUCAUCAUUCCCCCGGCUCCCCCCCGGCUCAGAUCUAGUGAGAAGGUCCCUUCCAAAAUUGGACGUAGUUGCAACACCCCAGAGCCCCUCCUGCUCCCCCUUUCACGGACGGCAGGCGUGAUCUUCUCCUGGGGUUCCUUGUGAACCCGGCUGGUUGUGUCCUCAGGAUGGGCUGCCUGGCAUCCACACGGCAGGGGGCACCCCUCCCCUCCCCGAGGGAGGGCCGCCCACUCCUGCAUCAGAGGAGCCGGGUGGCGCGGGAGGGUCGGGCUCCCGGGUGCCACUUUCUGGCCAGUAGGUUUUGUCAGCCUGUCCCUGGCGGAGAUGCCUGAAUCCUGGCGUCUUUUCCUGGCAGCGUCUCUUCCCUCCGCCCGCCUGCCUGCCUGCCUGCCUGGUCCGUGUCUUUUUGGGAUUUGCACAGGUCUCCCCUUCGCUCCCCUUGCUGACGGGGAGCUCGAAUGGCUCUGAAACACCCGCUUCGCUUGGCCCUCCAAUUGCGGGGCCCUUUUCUUGUUACGCUCUAGAUCCGUUUCUCCCGGGAGGCUCCUGGCCCCCGUGGGCAGGAAUCCUUACGCUCUCGCCUGUUGCAUGUCCUGGGUGACACCGCCCCCCCCCCUUCCCCGUGGUUUGGUGUUUUCCCUCUGGGUAGUUUUCAAGUGAGCCGGGCACUUCCAGGUCCACCUCUCCCUGUUUAGUCUCUUCUCCGCGCCCCCCCCAGCCAAAUCUCCAUCUCCCUUGCAGGGGAAGAGGGGGGGGGAUCUGCUCCGUUAGUGUCAAGCGGGGGACCGCAAGGAAAUGAAAUGCACUUUUUGAAAAGAAGAAGCCUCCGCAGCUCCCCAUAAACACCCCCCCCCCAAAUCCCCACUUGCUCCUGAGGCUUUCUCUGUCCCUUGCAGGCGGCCGCCAAGGGUUACGCUGGGCUGUGGCUCCGGGAAGGACCCGGUUCCCCUGGAAAGUGGGAGUCGUAGCCCAGCUGGGAGGCGCCUGGUUGGGCUUAGCCGGUUCCACCCCUUCUUUUUGCCCCUCCACGCCCCGCCUGGAGGUUCUGGAUGCGGCUGAGUCCCUCCGUGGCCAUUUCCACAGCCUCCCAGCCCCCCCCCCUCCCCUCCCCAGGCCAUUCCCUGACUUCCCAGGUUGACCAAUCGGGAGGCUUCCCCCCUCUCUGUGUGUGUUUUCUUACGGCUAGUAUUACCUAAAUAAUAUAUUAUGUAUUGUCACAAACAGAAGUAAUGUUCAUCUGUCUGUAUAUAAAGUAUAAGAUGUACUGGUUCAAUAAAUAGCAAAUAAAAGAAUUAAACCUG